CAUCCGGGUUGUGAAUUACAUGUAUAUCACAUUGAUAAAAUAGUGUCAUGAAUGACGGAAUAUAUUUAAGUAAUACUGAAUCAAGAUAAUCGAAAUGAUGAAAUUUUAUUUUCGAAAAUUUGUUGUGUUGUCAGCCGUAGUAAUGGUGAUAUUUACAAUGAAACUGGGGAUGAAUCAGGUUUCGUUGCUGUCGGAACCAAUGGUACUCUUGACUUCAACAUCGAAGCCCUUUUAUGGUCACACGUCUCUAAAGGGAAAUGAAAGUUUUUUCGUCCCUGGUAACAAUAUCUUCUUUUCGUUAAACCACGCAUUUUUAUUGAAUGGAUCGAACAUAUGCAAAGACAAAGAUGUAUAUAUGGUAAUAUUUAUAUUGUCGCUCCAUGACAAAACAACACAGAGAACAGCAAUACGCCAGACGUGGGGUAGCGUUGCUAAGACCAGCCGUUGGCCUGGUACCAUGGUCUCGCAAAUCAUCAAAAUCGUAUUUCUAUUCGGUGUUCAUCAGAACCCAAUUCUAAACGAGAUCGUUCGAGUGGAAAGCGAUGUUCAUGGUGACAUAGUUCAAGCAAACUUCAAGGAGACUUACUCAAACCUGACCUUAAAAGUUUUGAUGGGAUUUAAAUGGCUGUCCAUCUACUGUCCCAGAACUAAGUUUGUCAUGAAGACCGACGAAGACUCAUUUAUUGUUUUACCCAAGUUACUGCACAAACUGGAGUCUCAAACGAUGGAUAAUACUAUCUUAGGGCCAUUUUUUCUCUCGGAUACAGUGUUCCGGUCCGGAAAAUACAAAGUAGAUAGAAAGGUGUACCCACUUUCCAUGUACCCUCCGCAUUGUAAAGGAAACCUGUACUUAAUGCCGGCAAGAUUAGCAACUAAGAUAGUUGCAGUUUCCAACCAUUUUCCGUACAUGAGAAUGGAGGAUGUGUUUAUAACGGGGAUUUUAGCUAAAGUGUUUGAUGCACGACAUGUCAAUUUAGAAGAAUCGGAGUAUGAUAAGUAUAAAAGUGCCACAAUGUGUGAAUUAUCAACAGGAUCUAAAAUACUGUCGCAGAGAAGUGACGCUAAAACCCAGUAUAAGAUCUGGAACACGCUCUUAGAGCCAAUUAUGUGUUCUUAGAGUACGUUACGUGUUCUUAGAGUAAGUUACGUGUUUCGAAGAGUUAAGGUCAGCUAUGUGAAUGUAAGAGCCAACCAUGUGAAUUUAAGAGGCAGAUAUUAUUGACAAUUUAUUGAACUUAACUAAGAUAACCAUUACUCCGUGCUUGUUUAUGGUACAGAAUAUCCCAAUAAAAGAUUACCACAACCCUACUCCCUAAACCUAAAUACAGCUUCGUUAUAUCAAAUUUCUUGCCAUUAACGGAUGUUGUUUAAAAGUGCUUAACCUCCCUUAUUUUGUAUUAAACUGUGAGGAAUUUGAUAUUUUAGCGAAAAUGCAAAUGACGCAUCACGCAUUUAAUUAGAUUGACAAGGUGUAGGAUCGCCUGUCCAAUCUCGGCUUUUUUCUCCGGGACACCUUGUUUUCCUGCCACUGCUAUAGACCACAACGCGCAAGCGAAUUAUUAAAGUAAAAUAAAACCAGUUUGUGUCGCGUAGACGUUAAACCCCAUUUUCUCCCUGCUUUGUAUAUUGCUCUUUAGGCUGUAUGCUUUUAAAAUUCGCGUAUUUGGCACUGAGUUUGUGCAUUUUCUUUCUGAUGACAUGCUGUAAUUAUACUGUGCAUUACAUGUUACAUUAAUGUGUUACCGCGUGCACAACUUAUAUUAAUAUGGUUAUGAAUAUGUUACCGAGAGUAUUUGUAAUAUCAAUGUGUUGCUGAUAACAGUUGUUAUAUAUUAAAUGCCGCGUGUUAUAUAUAUGUUUUAGAUAUAAAAAGCUGUUAUAUAUUUCACCCCGAAUGGUAUAUUGAUGUAUUACUGAUAACAAUGUUGGUAUAUAUACACCAUGGUGUAUUAAUGUAUUGCUGAUAACAAGUUGUUUACAUGCCGCAUGUUAUAUUAUACAUAACACAGUUCAAAUAUAAUCAUGAAUCAUAUUGAACAUAUGUAAGUAAUGAUGUUAAUUAUCGUCUCGAUAUAUAAUUUAUACCAUAAUUUUGUAUUUUUACCUGUGAUUGAUCUAUAACAGCUAAUACAAUUACAUGUAGUUAAUCAUUUAUGUCGCUAUAUUGUUUAUAAAUGUAAUGUUUAUAACACUAUGUAUAGAAAAGGUUUCUCUACGUUAUUAAAACUUGUUUCAGAUCAAUUUGAUAUGUGUCAAUAAAUGUGAUUUAAGCAAUGAUACAGUAAUAUACCAUACUAGUCCGAGUUAUUGUUCAUAUGUCCAAUCUUAUAGCCUAAAAGCCUAUAUUUGCACACAAAAUUUGAGUAACCCAUUUUUUUCAAAUUAGAGAGAGAGAGAAAGAGAAAUGGGGGUUUAACUUCCA
Patella vulgata (common limpet) is the source of this 2422-nucleotide messenger RNA. Its product is annotated as beta-1,3-galactosyltransferase 5-like. NCBI's taxonomy places the organism in Eukaryota, Metazoa, Mollusca, Gastropoda, Patellidae. The coding region runs from base 95 to 1117 and encodes 340 amino acids. The record is from RefSeq and is a predicted model, not a curated record. Gene Ontology annotation, molecular function: hexosyltransferase activity. The transcript has 2 exons. Gene Ontology annotation, cellular component: membrane.